AUGAACGGAGAAGCAAAUUUUUCUUCAAUGGCACCACCAAAUUUCGAUGGAGAAAGUUAUCAAAUCUGGGCAGUAAGAAUGUGGAUAUAUCUGCAAGCUUUGGAUCUAUGGAAAGCUAUUGAAGAUGAAUACGAGAUAGCUCCCUUGCCGGACAAUCCCACAGUGGCACAGAUUAAAACUCACAAGGAGAGGAAAACCAGAAAAUCAAAGGCACUGGCAUGCUUAUUUACUGCAGUUUUAUCUAAUAUCUUCACUCGUAUUAUGUCUCUGGAAUCAGCGAAAGAGCAAAGGAUGAAAGAAAGUGAAACCAUAAAGGAGUACUCUGUCAGACUCCUUAAUUUAACAAAUCGCAUCAGAUUGUUGGGUUCCACUUUAAAUGAUUCAAGGAUCAUUGAGAAAAUCCUAGUAACGACACCUGAAAGAUUUGAGGCUACCUUAACAACCUUAGAAAAUACUAAGGACUUGUCCAAGAUCACACUUGCAGAGCUCUUAAGUGCUUUUCAAGUGCAAGAGCAAUGA
Molecule: messenger RNA, 519 nt
Organism: Capsicum annuum
Lineage: Eukaryota; Viridiplantae; Streptophyta; Magnoliopsida; Solanales; Solanaceae
Exons: 2
Coding region: 1-519 (172 amino acids)
Source: RefSeq, a predicted model, not a curated record